Messenger RNA from Amoebophrya sp. A25, 3333 nucleotides. Lineage: Eukaryota; Dinophyceae; Syndiniales; Amoebophryaceae. The record is from the annotation of a GenBank genome assembly.
AGCAAGUGAAUCAGUACCACAGAAACAAAGAUCCUUAUUGCAGAGACGCAAACUACAAGUAAGGAGAAGUUUGUUCAUCACAUGGUUAGGACGCUUGAUUCAUCAUGUUUCAUUGUGUUUUCAGCGGUUCUUGUGGUAUCUAUUGGUAUUACGAUAUUUAAUGUCUUCUACUGUAGUAGUACUAUGUAUAUUAACUUAACCAAACAAAAUCGAGUUACUCGGAGCAGGUCUAGGUAUCUAUAGGAAGCUGCACUCCAAACUACCUGGUCGGACGAGGAAAACUGGCUGUGUACUAGCACAGCACCAGCACCAACAGGUGGAAGUGAAGAAACAAGAUGAACGCCCGGCCGGGCGAGUCGGCGUGGGACACGCUCGAUGACAUUCAGAAUAAACUCCAGCAGUUGGAAUUGGGUGAUCAAGAUGGCGGAAAAAAGCGGGCACAUCCACCAACACUCAAAGCCCAAAGUGUGUGGGAGCAAAAGCGGACAAGAUGUAUGCAACUUCGUGUCGAUAUGACCCAGGGGGCCCGAACAAUGGGCAUACCGAGAUUACUCGAUAGAGGAUCAGCCACAACUGUACAAAUUAGAUGUGCCCCGUUCUUUGUGAAAAUUAUCAUGUAGAAAUUGAGGCGUGAAGUUGUUGAUGAUCUUUUAGAUUUAGUUCUACUUCAAUAUGGUGCUGCUGGAGUAACUACUUCUAGUGGGAAAUGAAAUACAUCUUCGGACGAGGACUGAAUCACAAUGAUAUUAGCUUGUAGUUGUAGACCACAAAUUUAGCUGUACCACAGCAGUACUUCUAGUAGAUGAGACCACAGAAGUAGUAGAAGACUAGUUGUACUUGUAGCGUAAGUCCCUGCUGCAAUAUCAAUUCUCAUAAAAAGUUUACUUUUUCGGCUCGUCAGGUCUUAACGAAUACGCGGUCAGCGGAUGAAAUCUUAGGAAAUAUUACGAAGAAAAAGUAUCAGCCUCCCAUAAUGCCACGCGAUUCAAACAGAUGUGUGGAAUUGAGAAAAAAGACGGCAGAGUUGAAGAAGGCUAUUAAUAUUAAGACUACAACAAGAAAUUUAUCUUCACAGGCAUCCUGUUCCCGUUUUUUAAGGGUAAAGUGGGGCCAAGAUGCUGCUGAAGAUGGGUUGCCCUUAGUUCUAAUGAUAAAAAAAAGAGGUUGCUAGAAUCGCAGGAGUACAUAGAGAAGAACUGCCUCACGCAUCCUGGAAAGCCGCCACCACCAGAAAUGUAUGACAAAAGCAUCAUGCCGAAAACAACAAAGUACUACUUCUACUCCAAUUCUCUUGUAGACGAUUUUAUUUUUGCUUGUAUCUAUAUGUCUGGACGAGGACUAUGCUGUAGUCAACACUUUGAAUGAAGUUUGAAGUACCUCUUACUACUGACAAACCUCCACGACGGCGACGAGCGAAUGUACAUGCAGGCCGUGAAUAGUUACUUCUUCACUAUAAAAAGUAAGCAUGUGUUCAGUUUGUCGGAACAGUGAUUGAAUCCCUUUCAUCCGUAUCCUUGAUUUUCAUCUUCAUCUACAGGACAUCGGCGAUGCUUGCGGGCUUGAAUUUUAGGGAUCUAGCGGUACCAUUAGCGACCCUGAAAUGGGCUGUGCCACCCGUGCGGCUGGACAUCCCUACGAGGGAUCCAUAUACGAGGGUAUUCCUUGUAUUACAGUCGACGAAACACAACUAAACUACAUAGGAAUAAAAAUAGCAUAAGAAAUUGACUUGUAGUUGUGAAUUAUAAUUUUCCUAGUACUAGAGUUGGUUUGUUUUCUUCUACUUUUUCUGCAAAGCUACAACAAAUUAUUUAGUCAUCCUCCUUGACUUGGUCUUGGCAGGUGAAUAUGAAGGCGGACAGCAAGUUUGGCAAUACGUGGAUUAUGGGCGUUGGCGAGAAAUUCAAGUAUCCGCCCAAGUUUUAAGGCUAUAACAACUUCAACUGCCACUUACCGUCUGAAUAAUCUGUAUCGGAGGAAAAUCAAAAUAUACUGUUAAGAAUUUUACAACUUACCGGAUAAUCUACUGAACGCACCAGGAACUGUCUCAUCUUGCCCGUGAUGAGGAAUAGUCGCUAGAGAUGUACACAUGACAUGAAGAUCCACGACUUUUAUCACUAUUACAGACUGUAUCUGUAGUUCUUGCACUGAGAACUUCUUGUUGAUGUUGACCUCGGACUUUUCACAGUCGGAGGCUUUUCUAAUAAUCCACCGGAUCUGCGAUGGGACCAGACCUCGACCCGCCAACCAUGGAAGACCAAUCGACAUUCCGACACUACCCUAUGCCCGGAAGAAAAAAGGGAAAAGCUUUACUUAGUAUUUGAUCAUUUUCGUGCUAGUUUUUUAUAGCGCUACUUGGUUAAAAAUAUCCUAAUGAUCCUACUACGUUCUACAACUACAACUUUUACCACGAACGAAGAGCAGGCACCAGUGUGUACAUUUUAUUGUGUAUGUGUUGUUUUCCCAUUAUAUCUUGUUGUUCUUGCAUGCGCCUCGUGUUCUCCCCAACGACAAUAUUUUCAGUUAGUACGCCGGAUAAUGUCGGGCCUGGUUCAUAUGAAUCGGAGACGGCGUUCACGAAGAAACAGGCGAAAGAAGACUUCGUGAUGAAGCUUAAGGACACAUUAUGCAGGCCGAAGAGUAUGAUUGGCACCAUGGGAUCGCAGGAAAGGUACUACACUUGCGUUGCUUUAUUUCAUAUUAUUACAUCAUGUUUGAUGGGCUACUCCUACUGCUAGAAGAAACACAAAGAACACGACAAGAGCGACGACACGAUAGGGUUAUAAAUAUUUUUUAGAUUGUAUCUUUUUACUACUUUCCAAGUUAGUAGACAGUCUUUGUAGUUCCUUCUCGUGAUUCCGCGCCCAUGUUGAAUUCAAAGAAGUCAACUCCUCGACCUCGACAAGGUUUUCGUUUCCGACGCAGUUCAAAGGAUGCGAACGUGGUCCGGAUUAUGCACCCCCUGGAUUACUUCGGAAAGAGCAAUACAAAAAGUUCAGAAUAGGAGGUCGACCGAAGAACCUCAAACCGAUUAUGAGUACUACUUUGUUUUGCUUUCACCAUCAUUCACUCUUCUUGCAUAGCUUUGCCUUGAUCCCUUUUCUACUUAUGACUUUCACAGAGUUGCCAAUAUUGUAGUAGGAGUAAUCGAAACACGACAACAAACUUCUACUUCCAAUCAACAAUCAAGGUGGCACAACGGAAGACGUCGGUCCGGGGUCGUAUGAUCUGCCUCCUGUAUUCGGCGUCAUCUAUCGGCCGCCAGGCAGUGCGCAAGGAUCGCCGCAGGGCUCUCCUCAAGGUUCACCUCGAAGACCGAGCAGCGCUCACAAGUGA